UUCAACUAAACUCUGAAGACCGUGACCUUCAGCGUUAUCUGUUAUCGAAAUAAGCGUAAACUGCGGUAUAAAUGAUAGUAUCAUUUUAAACUCAAAUAGUUAAUUCCCACACGAUGGCUACUAGCACUCUUUUAAAAUCUUCAAAACUAAGUCUAUCUUUAUUACAAAGUCUGAAGACUCUUCCGAGGCGUAGUUUCACUACUCAGCUCAAUGAGCAGCAGCUUGCUGUACAGGAGCUGGCAAGGAGCUAUGCCGAGGAGCAUCUCAAGCCAAAUGCAUCCAAGCUGGACUUGGAAGGAAGGUUCCCAUUUGAUCAGAUAAAACAAUUGGGAAACCUUGGCUUGAUGGGAGCAUGUGUUGACCAAGAGUAUGGAGGCAUGGGUUUGGACUACCUCUCUCUGGCUAUCGCGGUAGAGGAGAUCUCGCGAGGCUGCGCCAGCACAGGCAUGAUACUGUCUAUACACAACUUCCUGUACGCUAACCUGGUCAAUGAAAGAGGCACUGAGGCACAGAAAGAACAGUUUCUGUUCACAAAGGGCGCAAUAGGAUGCUUUGCGCUGAGUGAGCCAGGCGCUGGCAGUGACGUAGCGAACAUCAAGACAACGGCCAGACAGGACGGGGACCACUGGAUAAUUAACGGCAAGAAGAGCUGGGUGACUUCAGCGGUGGAGGGUAAAGCGUUUGCAGUGUUCGCGACUAUUGACCCAGAUUUGAGGCACAAGGGACUUGCAUGUUUUCUGGUGCCUCACGAUGCUGAAGGCGUGUUUCGCGGUAAAAAGGAACCACUAAUGGGAGUAAGGGCGGCGACAGCGUGUGACGUGACGUUGUCCGACGUGCGGGCGACGCUGGUGGGCGGCGCGGGGGAGGGGUUCCGCAUCGCCAUGGCGCAGCUCGACCAGGGCAGGAUCGGCAUCGCCGCGCACGCCGUAGGAAUCGCGCAAGCGGCGCUGGACACCGCCAUGAACUACGCCAAGGAGCGCGUGGCGUUCGGAAAGAAUUUAACCAGACUACCCUCUGUUAAGGAUCGUCUAACAGACAUGAGUAUACUCAUCGAGACAGCGCGACUACUCACCUACCGCGCCGCCGUACAAGUGAGCACGAAGAACAGCGCCAUGGCGAAGUAUUACGCCGGGCGCGCCGCCACCGCCGCCGCCGACCACGCGGUGCAGAUACUCGGCGGCAGGGGACUGUCCACCGAGUACGAUGCCGAGAGACACUACCGGGACGCGCGAGGCACGCAGAUCUACGGCGGCGUAACGGACAUACAGAAGCGGCUCGUCGGCCACUACCUGCUAAAGGAACAUGACGCCCUCUGAUCGCUAAGAUAAGCCUGAUUUCAUAUCCAGGGUACUGAUAUCUUCCCAGUAAAAACAAUUGUAUAUUAUGUAAAUAUGCGUUAGAUAAAGCUAAAUAAUAAUAAAUUAAAACAAAUUUUUUAAAAUACAAAGUUGCUGCCUGACCAGUUUCAAGUGCCUUGAAUGUUUAUUGGAAUGAUUGAAUGACCGCAACGACUGCAGAUGUGGAUGGCUUAAUCAUUUACGAUAUGAAUUAAUACUUGCGCAUUUAACACUAUUUUAUUCUGUUAAGCUAUUAUGCCAGGUUAAGCAGCAACUUUUUCUAUAGUCCAUUCAUGAUUCAAACUUAGCUACCUCCUUCUAUAAGAGUAUUCCUUGUGUUACUGGCAUAAAGUUAAAAUAAUACAUAAUUAAUUUGAUCAUAACAAAAGUAAAUAAAUACUUAACAUAAAUAAGUGUUAAACAAAUUUUGCUGCACAAACAUAAAAGUGAAAAGACAAUUUAGACUAAGAGUAGGUGGAUAUAGUUUCAUAUAUAUACGUGGGAGAGCCAUAUUUCGGCACGAAUGG
Molecule: messenger RNA, 1864 nt
Organism: Aricia agestis (brown argus)
Lineage: Eukaryota; Metazoa; Arthropoda; Insecta; Lepidoptera; Lycaenidae
Product: short-chain specific acyl-CoA dehydrogenase, mitochondrial-like
Exons: 9
Coding region: 114-1316 (400 amino acids)
Biological process (GO): fatty acid beta-oxidation using acyl-CoA dehydrogenase; butyrate catabolic process
Cellular component (GO): mitochondrion
Molecular function (GO): flavin adenine dinucleotide binding
Source: RefSeq, a predicted model, not a curated record